Messenger RNA from Rubroshorea leprosula, 1780 nucleotides. Lineage: Eukaryota; Viridiplantae; Streptophyta; Magnoliopsida; Malvales; Dipterocarpaceae. The record is from the annotation of a GenBank genome assembly.
AUUUAGAAGUUAGAACGAGCAAUAAGACUCUUCCGUUUUUAACUUCUUCCCCCUUUCCUCCUUCGCCAACAAAAAUGGCAUCCGUCUCCUACCUCCAUCUCCACCUCCACGAUCCCGACGACGACGUCGUCGUCCACCAUCACUCUCGCCCUGAUCAAACCCUCACCCUGGAUCCCAUUCCCUACUGGUCCCAUGAAUUCCACUUCUUCUCCUCCGAUCCCGAUGAAUUCUCGUUUCCGGAUGCGCUCGUCGCCGACGGCCUUGAUCUCCUUGAUGACCGGGAGAACCAGGUCAAUUUCGUCAUCGAUCUCCUACACCAGCGCGUCGAGCAAUCCCAGGUAAUAUCCGAUGGUACCACUAGCAGUCAAAACAAUAAUCGUGUCGAAGACGAUAAUGAUAAUGGUAGCAAUGACACAGAUGAUAGUAAUGCUGUUGAUUUGGUCUCCGAUGCAUUAACUGAUCUGGGUUUCGGUGUUAUUGAUGGAACCCAUGAAUUGGAUGUGGAUGAUUUGGAGUUAGAUUUAGGGUUAGGGUUUGGUUCUGUAGAGACACACUAUGGUAAUUCUGGUUUUGUUGUUGAAACUAUUGGUGGCAGUGAUGUUGGUGGUGAUGAUGAUGAUGAUGAUGAUUUCCUUGUGGAGAGGAGCGUUGAGAGGAGGGUUUCACCUUUGGCUUCCAGCGGGGCUGCCUCCGCUGUUGGUGGGGUUGAAGUCGAACUUGAACCCCGCAGGGAAAGUGUUAGGCUGGUUCGCUUUGAGUCAGAUUCAGAGGACGAUGACAAUGGGGCUUUGGCUAUAGAUUUGAAUUCAGUUGAUGAGUAUGGUAUGGAUCAUGUUGAUGGUUAUGAUGAUGAGGAUGAUGAUGCUAGUGUUACCAUUCCACUACGUUUGGAUUCAUUUCAAUUGGAGGAUCGUGGAGAAACAAAUGAGGAUGAGUGGGAGGAAGUGUAUGGUGAUGAGAGGGAAGUUUUUAGUGUGCAUUAUGAUGAUGAGAAUUCUGUUUCUGUUUCCCUUUCAUCCAUCAUUGCACAGGAGGAUGCAGCCAGUGUUGAGAGGGCAUCAGGAAUAGGGAAUUUUGGAUGGCAGGUUUUGUUGCAUUCAAAUAAUGUGGAGACAAACCCAGAAAUGGGUGAUAAUGCUGAGCUAUAUUUUGGUGAUCCUGAUGAUUAUAUUCAUACAUCAGAAUACGAAAUGUUCGGGCAAUUUUUGGAGAACGAAAAUGCAUUCUUGGGAAGGCCUCCAGCUUCUAAAUCUGUGGUUGAGAAUCUUCCAUCAGUGGUUGUGACAAAAGAGGAUGUGGAUUGUAACAAUGCGCAAUGUGCAGUUUGUAAGGAUGAGAUCAAUAUUGGAGAAGAGGUGAAGCAGCUGCCUUGUGCCCACCGUUAUCAUGGUGAUUGCAUUAUACCCUGGUUGGGAAUAAGGAAUACCUGUCCUGUUUGUCGUCAUGAGUUGCCUACUGAUGAUGCCGAAUAUGAGAGGAGGAGGACUCGUAGGGCUGGUAGGGCUGGUCAUGUCCUGUAACAGUAAUUUUGGGUGCAUCACAUGUCAUUUUGAAGGUUUUAUUGAUCAUUAGGAGGUUAAGAAUGUAGAUACUGUUGUUGGAGAGACACAACAUGUCUGUGAGUUUUAAUGAGACUGUUCACAAUUUCAUAUCAUAUGUUUUCUCUUUUUUUUUUUCUUUUUUCUUUUUUCUUUUUUUGGGUGAGAGUAAGAGAAUGUUUGACUAUUGUGUUGCACUCUUGAGGGUUUUUUUUGUUUAAUAAUAUAGUUACCAAUAAUUU